Messenger RNA from Cottoperca gobio, 4504 nucleotides. RefSeq names its product SCY1-like, kinase-like 1 (gene scyl1). Gene Ontology annotation, biological process: protein phosphorylation. The record is from RefSeq and is a predicted model, not a curated record. Gene Ontology annotation, molecular function: protein kinase activity; ATP binding. Lineage: Eukaryota; Metazoa; Chordata; Actinopteri; Perciformes; Bovichtidae.
GACACAAAGUUUACCCGGAGACAUUUUACAACCGUGCCAUUUGUGAGCUAGCCUCUUCUAGUUAGCGGUCUGUUUGUUUGCGAGUGUGUUUGAUGAGGUGUAGAGGAAAGAGGAGAUGUGGUCAUUUUUUGCCAGGGAUCCUGUCAAAGACUUUGCUUAUGAAAUUCUGCCAGAAACCCAGGAGAAGUCUGGAAUAUGGACUCUACAUCGGGGGAAGCGAAAGACCAAUGGAGAGCCAGUCUCGGUGUUUCUGUACGAGCUAGCACAGGGAACAGAGCAGCAAACCCAGCUAGCCAAGGCUGCCUUCAAGCGUAUGAAGACCCUGCGUCACCCAAACAUCCUGGCUUAUGUAGAUGGAUUGGAGACCGAGAAGAGCCUGUACCUGGUUACUGAGCAGGUGACACCCCUGGCAGUCCACCUGAAGGCUCAGGCAGAGAAGGGUGGAUCUGGGGAACUGGAGGUCUCCUGGGGUCUGCACCAGAUAGUGAAAGCUCUGAGUUUCCUGGUCAACGACUGCCACCUACUCCAUAACAACUUGGGAGUAUCGGCUGUUUUUGUGGAUCGAGCUGGGGAGUGGAAGCUUGGGGCCCUCGACCAUGUGGCCCCUGAGCAGGGGGACCCAAGUGGGGUCUCACUUCCAACCCCCAAAGCUGUUUACCCAGACAUGGAGAAAUAUGACCCACCAGAGAUGCCCAAUAGCAGUGGAGAGAAAUGGGCAGGGGAGGUGUGGCGGCUAGGCUGCCUGAUCUGGGAGGUGUUCAACGGGCCACUACCUCGCACGUCCUCCCUUCGGUCACUGGGAAAGAUCCCCAAGGCCCUAGUUCCUCAUUACUGUGAGCUGGUGGGGGCCAACCCCCGAGCUCGGCCCAACCCCGCCCGCUUUCUCCAGAACUGUAGAGCCUCUGGGGGAUUCCUCAGCAACAGCUUUGUGGAGAGCAACCUUUUCCUGGAGGAGAUACAGAUCAAAGAACCGGCUGAGAAGCAGCAGUUCUUCCAGGAUCUGAGUGACAAUCUGGACUCCUUCCCUGAAGACUUCUGUAAACACAAGGUCCUGCCUCAGCUGCUCAUCGCCUUCGAGUUUGGCAAUGCAGGGGCCGUAGUCCUCACCCCGCUCUUCAAGGUGGGGAAGUUCCUGUCAGCAGAAGAGUACCAACAGAAGAUCAUCCCCGUUAUUGUGAAGAUGUUCUCCUCCACAGACAGAGCCAUGAGGAUACGACUGCUGCAGCAGAUGGAGCAGUUCAUUCAGUAUCUGAAUGAGGCCGCAGUCAAUUCCCAGAUUUUCCCUCAUGUUGUUCACGGCUUCACAGACACAAACCCUGCCAUCAGAGAACAGACUGUUAAGUCUAUGUUGCUGAUGGCUCCAAAGUUGAAUGAGACUAACCUGAACCAGGAUCUGAUGCGUCACUUUGCCAGGCUGCAAGCCAGAGAUGAACAAGGCCCAAUCCGGUGCAACACCACCGUCUGCCUGGGCAAGAUCGCCUCCUACCUCAACGCAGGGACUCGACAGCGUGUUCUGAUUUCUGCCUUCUCUCGAGCCACAAAAGACCCCUUCCCAGCUUCGCGCUCCGCCGGUGUACUGGGCUUCGCCGCCACACACAACUUCUACAGCAUAACAGAGAUCGCCGCCCGCAUCCUCCCCACCCUCUGUGCCAUCACUGUGGACCCCGAUAAGAGCGUCAGGGACCAGGCAUUUAAAGCCAUCAAGAGUUUUCUUAUCAAGCUGGAGACCGUAUCAGAAGACCCGACCAAGCUGGCUGAUAUCGAGAAGGAUGUAGCAUCGUGUGCGCAGCCUGCAGGUGCUUCUUCCAGCUGGGCCGGCUGGGCUGUGACCGGCAUGUCCUCCAUAACUUCUAAGCUGAUUCGCAACGCUCCGGGGACAGAGGGGGGUUCUGCUGCUGCUGCUGCUGAUGAAAGCGCAGCCGCUGAAGGCAGCGAGCCCGCAAAUGCCACCAGCCCCACCUAUGCCCCUGAUGGAUUACCUGCAGGCUCUGAAGAUAAAGCUCCACAAGCCUCUGUGACUCACCAUGCUGCCUCUAGUCGUGCUAACCAAUCACAGACUCGUGAAGUGACAGGCAACAAUGAGGAACCAAUAGGAGACCGCUGGGAUGACGAGGAGGACUGGGGACGUUUGGAAGAUCCAGAGAAGGCUCACACUGAGCCUGAUGAGUGGAACACUGACUGGUCAGGGGUGGCUUCAUCCAAAAAGAAGGCCAGUGACAAAGGAGUGGGCCGGUCGUCGUCCUCCAUGGCAGUGAAAAAGCAGAGCGCUGACUGGAGCAGCUCAGGGUGGGAAGCCGACGACAGCUGGUCCAACGAUAAGGAAGGGCAGGGUCAGAGCUCUGCGGGCGAGGAAGGCUGGGGCAAUGACUGGGGGGAGGAGGACACGGACACGACCUUGACUAAUACGACGCUCCCCCAGCCCGAAGGAGUGCGGUUAGCCAGCGAUUACAACUGGGACAGUAGCAGCUCAGCCGCCAUCGGGGUCAAUCAGAAUGAUUUGUUCGCCAGCGUGUCUCAGAGAAACACGGCCGGCACUGCUGCCACCCCGACUGGAGAAGGCUGGGCUGCGGAGGCAACAGGAGAGUGGGGAGCUGAGGAGAGCUGGGAGUCAGUGGAUGGGAAUCAGGGUCUCAGCAAGGCAGAGGUGUCCAAGAAGAAACGGGAGGAGAGGAGGAAAGAACUGGAGGUGAAACGGGCGGAGCGCAAAGCUGCUAAAGGUCCUCUCAAAUUGGGCGCACGCAAGCUGGACUGACGGGGAUGCAAAGAAAGAUUUGAGGGUGGGGAGGAACAUGGACCCACAGUGACUGAACGCUUGACAUUCCACAAACAAAGGACCAGAAAGAAGUGUAAGCCAUCAGAGGAAAAGGUUACUGUUGGUCAGAUGACGACUCUCAGCUCUUGGAUUCUCUGUCUUUCUUCAAUAAGGAACUGACGGAUGGGUGAAGAAGCAACAAUCCAGCGCUUUAUAAAUGCAUUAAUGUGGACGGCCGAGCGGAAAUAUACACAAACAGUAAAGUGGAACAGCGGCACAGAGCGGCACUCCUUGUAGCCCGAGUUAUUCACAUAAAUGUCCCCCUCCUUUUCUUUUCUUUUUUCUUUUUUUAAAAAUACAUAACUCAUAAUAUUGCAGUUGUAAGUAAAUGUAUAUAAAUGGUGCAACUUGUCUUCAAAUGACAUGAAGAAAAGACACUUUUUUUUUUAUUAUUGAGAAAUAUAUAUAACAAAAUUUCUGAAUCAAACAUGUAUUAUUAGACUCGAUGUUUUACACACACACACACACACACACACACACACACAGAGGGUGUAUAUGAAUGUUUUAGUUCAGCUGUCACUAACUUACAGAUUCAAGACUUAAAAUCAAUCCAUGCAUGCACUCUUGUAUUUGUGUCGCCUAACAAAAGGUUUCAUGGCACAGAAUUACAAAUAUGUUGAGUUUACUUUGCACAUUCUCAACACUGUACUUUACUGAACUGGCCUGACAGCUGACACGUUUGACUGGUUUCAGAUCUGUAAAUGUGUCACGCACUGCAGACAAAGUGAAAUUGAUGCUGGUGAACUGAUUUCAAAGGAAAAUCAAUGUGUGUUUACAUGCCUUCUCCUAUGAGUCCUUGUAGUGCUGUGGUGGAGGUUUUAUGAAAUCAAAUGAGUUUUUAUUAUGAAAUCUUUGGAAGGUACCUGUAUAAUCCUGAUUUUUAAGAUCUCACUAAAAUCUUGUGGGAUCAUCUGAGGACGUGAGAGUUACCCAUCAGUCAUUGUUUACCGUAUCGGGUGUGGUUAGGGUAAAGGAGUUCCCUUUUACUCUUUUAUUUGUGCCUUUUUAUUUAAUAAAACAGAUCUGCUCUUUAGGAUUGAUUUAAACCUGAAAUGUCUUCCUAUCGGCAGAUUCUGUGUUUUCAUCAAACCUUUCCCCCCAUAUCUCCUGUCUGUGUUGGAUAUGGUAUUGUUAGGUUCGAUGUUACUUACCAUACAAGAUGCUGUAUAGACGCAAUCAACAGCCACCACCGUUGGAGCCAAUGUCCUGGUAAGAAAGAUGUGUUGAGUUCAGGUGGACUGAAAAAGACGAUGCAACAUUUACUGAGAAUCCUAAUCAUGUAGCAUGUGAGCUGUUCUAAAUAUACGUAUAAAUGUAUGUUUCUUCUUUAAAUUAAAAGGCUGAUCCAAGAAUUUAGCGAGUUGUCAGGAGGACAGGGGUGGUUAGCAUCUUAGAGAUUUCUGCCUCCACCACAUACAACAGGGGGAAGUGUCCGCAUGUGGAUUAUUCGUUCAGUAAGAAAAUGACACUGCGACUUAUAGAAAUACUUUAGCUGAUUAUCCAUUCACCUUUAUUGUUUUGGGCAGGGUUUUUUGUGAGGUGCAGACACCGUUAUCUUAAAGCCUAGACUAAUAAAACCAAAACUAGCUAGAUCGAUAUAACUAGAGGUCAGUAAGGGCAAAAAAAACAAUAAAAGAUAACAUGGCCAUGCGUAACUGCUUAUUUAACAAUAAAAUGUUUUCUUUGUGAGUA